Herpailurus yagouaroundi (jaguarundi) is the source of this 1598-nucleotide messenger RNA. RefSeq names its product ST6 N-acetylgalactosaminide alpha-2,6-sialyltransferase 4 (gene ST6GALNAC4). Gene Ontology annotation, molecular function: alpha-N-acetylgalactosaminide alpha-2,6-sialyltransferase activity. The transcript has 6 exons. NCBI's taxonomy places the organism in Eukaryota, Metazoa, Chordata, Mammalia, Carnivora, Felidae. The coding region runs from base 189 to 1097 and encodes 302 amino acids. Gene Ontology annotation, biological process: ganglioside biosynthetic process; oligosaccharide metabolic process. The record is from RefSeq and is a predicted model, not a curated record.
GUGCCGCCUCCGCCCCGGGGCUCAGGCUUCCAGCCCGGCCCGCCCGGUUUGCGGGCCAUGGAGCUCCGAGCGGUGGAUCGAGAACAGCCGGAGCGCCCCAGCCUACCCGUCUGGUGCCUGGCUGCCACCCCUUCCCAGCCUGAGCCCUGGAGACAGCAGCCCCCAGGCUGCUGAGCAGCGGCAACAGCAUGAAGGCUCCGGGUCGGCUCCUGCUUGUCAUCCUGUGCUCCUCGGGCUUCUCAGCUGCCUACAUCCUGCUGUGCUGCUGGGCCUGCCUGUCCUUCUGCCUGGCCCCCUGCCUGGACCCCCACCCGUCCACCAACUCCAGGCCCACUGUGCCAGGGCCCCUGCACUUCAGCGGAUAUAGCAGCGUGCCAGAUGGGAAGCCGCUGGUCCGAGAACCAUGCCGUAGCUGUGCCGUGGUGUCCAGCUCCGGCCAGAUGCUGGGCUCGGGCCUGGGCGCGGAGAUCGACAGUGCCGAGUGCGUGCUGCGCAUGAACCAGGCACCCACCGUGGGCUUUGAGGCCGACGUGGGCCGGCGCAGCACCCUGCGCGUGGUCUCGCACACGAGUGUGCCUCUGCUGCUGCGCAACUACUCCCACUACUUCCAGCACGCCCGUGACACGCUCUACGUGGUGUGGGGCCAGGGCAGGCACAUGGACCGGGCGCUGGGCGGCCGUACCUACCGCACACUGCUACAGCUCACGAAGAUGUACCCGGGCCUGCAGGUCUACACCUUCACGGAGCGCAUGAUGGCCUACUGCGACCAGGUCUUCCAGGACGAGACGGGCAAGAACCGGAGACAGUCCGGCUCCUUCCUCAGCACCGGCUGGUUCACCAUGAUCCUCGCCCUGGAGCUGUGCGAGGAGAUCGUGGUCUACGGAAUGGUCAGCGACAGCUACUGCAGGGAGGAGAGCCACCCCUCGGUGCCUUACCACUACUUUGAGAAGGGCCGGCUGGACGAAUGUCAGAUGUACCUGGCCCACGAGCGGGCGCCCCGCAGCGCCCACCGCUUCAUCACUGAGAAGGCCGUGUUCUCCCGCUGGGCCAAGAAGAGGCCCAUUGUGUUUGCCCACCCAUCGUGGAGGACCCAGUAGCCCCAUCGCCUAGCCAGCCACAAGGCCCUCACCGGGCCUCCGUUCCACACUCCACCGGAAACAUUUAAUUUAUGGAUCCUGUCUCCUGCCACAUGCCUAGUGGACCUAAGGUCUCUUCUGGCCCUACCCUGGGGACACUUGGAGCCAUCUCAGGCCUCCCGACUUGAGGGGGAGAAGAGGAGGACUGUGGUGACCUUUGCAGCCCUUCCCUGCACCCCACUUUCUGAGUAAUCCAAAUCUUCAUUUUGGGGUUCACCCCCCCCCUCUGGGUCUGUCCAGUGGCCUUUGCCCCCGGGGCUGAUGGCCCCUCAACUCACCAGCAUUGUGAUCUUCGAUCUUUCAACAGCCCUGGUCCUUCUUCACUGUCCCCCCUCCACCUGCCUUCGGUGCCACAUUUCCCAGGCUGGAGCUUGGGGUUCGUUGGGCGAAGGGGCCUUUGAACUGUGACUGCCAGGGCCGCCUCUGGAGUGUACGGGUAAACAUGUGUUUUCUGGAAGCCUG